AUGUUUGACCGGGACGAUUGUCCCGAGCAUGGUCAUCGAGAUGACUGGGGGUUUGAUAUCCUGCAAUUCACCACGCAUAUCCUAGGCGCUCGACCCGUGGAUCAACUUCGUUAUCGCAACCGCACGCGUUUGAAGUACCUUUUUGAAGCUAUUAACAUUGCCAAGGAUUUGGCGCGCCUGCUGGAUAAUACUGGCGGGACGACCGCGGUGUUAGUAUGCGUAAGCGAUCCGAUACGUGUAGCUGUACGUCAUAUCAUCCACCAGAGAGCGAGUGGUCACCUCCGGCUGAUUGACCUGGACCUGGAACCUUCUUGCCCGUGGUGGACAAACGAUGAUCCGUUCGACCCAACUUCAGCCGAGACUGGUACCGGCUCCGGGCCCGUUUGGACGCCCGCUUCCUCAUCAAACACGCGUAGCACCCCUUCGCAGACCAGGCGGCUCUUAGGAGAAACGCUCGUCAACGAGAGACGAUCCUGGCAGGGUGAUCAGCUGGCUGGUGGGGGCCCGCGUUCUAAUCACCAAAGGUGGGUCCGGCAGAAAAUCAUCGAAGGCGGCUUCUAA
Molecule: messenger RNA, 561 nt
Organism: Penicillium longicatenatum
Lineage: Eukaryota; Fungi; Ascomycota; Eurotiomycetes; Eurotiales; Aspergillaceae
Exons: 3
Coding region: 1-561 (186 amino acids)
Source: RefSeq, a predicted model, not a curated record